Fusarium oxysporum Fo47 is the source of this 1077-nucleotide messenger RNA. Its product is annotated as chitin deacetylase. NCBI's taxonomy places the organism in Eukaryota, Fungi, Ascomycota, Sordariomycetes, Hypocreales, Nectriaceae. Gene Ontology annotation, molecular function: hydrolase activity, acting on carbon-nitrogen (but not peptide) bonds. The record is from RefSeq and is a predicted model, not a curated record. Bases 114 to 938 code for a protein of 274 amino acids. The transcript has 3 exons. Gene Ontology annotation, biological process: carbohydrate metabolic process.
CAACAGCCGCAGUUCAUUCACUCGUUUCUUCGCCUCCAUCUCUCUUUUGAAGCUAUUCUAGUUUCAGUACUGUCGUUUACGUCCCAUUACACUAUAUAAUACCCUCUUCAAAAAUGCGUUUCUCUGUCCUCGCUACCUGCGCCGGCCUGCUGCAGCUUGCCGCUGCCGCUGUCCCUGUCGGCGUCGCCAUCACCAAGUGCACUGUCGACAGAAACAUCGCCCUCACUUUCGACGAUGGUCCUUUCGCCUACACCAACGAGCUUCUCGACCAGCUCAAGAAAUACGGCUACAAGGCUACCUUCUUCAUGAACGGCGAGAACUGGGCCAACAUCAACGACUACGCUGCUACCGUCAAGCGUGUCGUUGCUGAGGGUCACCAGCUCGGCUCUCACACUUACAGCCAUCCCGACCUUGCUACCAUUAGCAACGCCAAUGUCCGAACCCAGAUGACUCGUCUGGAGGCUGAGUUCCUCAAGAUCGUUGGAAAGUGGCCCACGUACAUGCGACCCCCUUACUUCAGCUACAACGCCAACACCCUCUCCGUCAUGAAGACUCUCGGAUACCACGUCAUCAAUGCUGAUGUCGACUCUCUUGACUGGGAGUACAACACCCCGGCUGAGACCAACACUGCACUCAACCUCUUCAAGAAGGGUAUCACCAACGGUGGAUCCAUUGCUCUCUUCCACGAUGUCCACGAGAACACUGUCCGCAACCUCAUCCCCAAGGUCCUUGACGCCGUCAAGCGCAGCACCCGCAUUCCUGUUACUGUUGGCCAGUGCCUUGGUGACCCCGCUGCCAACUGGUACAAGACCACCAAGCGUACCAAGCGUGACUUUGAGGAUGAUGAGGAGGUUGAGGAUGAGAAGACCGUUGAUGAGCGCUCUCUGUCCGAGUACAUUGAGCGAUCUCGUUUCCGCCGUCACGCUCACCACGCUUAAGCGCCUUUUGUCUACCGUUUCUUUGAUGUGACUACGAUUUAUUGGAUACAUCAUUGGAAAGAACUGCACUGCUCAUAUCUCAUUUAAUAUCGCAUAUAGACAAUAGACAUGUCUCUAUAAUAUACGGCCUCACUAUUAA